GGAGGUGCAGGAGAGAAGCCCUGGCCUGGCCGAGCCCGGGUCUUCCCGCAGCCAGUGACAGUGGCCACAGGCCUCGCCUAGCCUACCCCAGCCUGGGGCGGGGCCCGACCUCCCCGCCCCGGACCCCGCCCCUCUGGCCAGCCUUGCGCCGGGUCAUUCUCUUAUUCAGCCCUGCGGCGGUGUAACUGCCUUCCACCUCGCAGAUUGGAAACUCCCUUGCUCCGGUCGCUGGGGAACAUGGAGUUUGCGGAGCUGAUUAAGACCCCACGGGUGGACAAUGUGGUGCUGCAUCGUCCUUUCUAUCCAGCCGUUGAGGGGACCUUAUGUUUGACUGGCCACCAUCUGAUCUUGUCCUCCCGGCAGGACAACACGGAGGAGUUGUGGCUCCUCCAUUCAAACAUCGACGCCAUCGACAAGCGAUUUGUGGGACCACUGGGUACCAUCAUCAUAAAAUGUAAAGAUUUUCGAAUAAUUCAGUUGGAUAUUCCUGGAAUGGAAGAAUGUUUGAAUAUAGCCAGUUCCAUUGAAGCAUUGUCUACCCUGGACUCCAUCACUCUGAUGUACCCUUUCUUUUACCGGCCCAUGUUUGAAGUGAUAGAAGAUGGCUGGCAUUCCUUUCUUCCUGAGCAAGAGUUUGAACUCUACUCUUCAGCUACCAGUGAAUGGAGGUUGAGCUAUGUCAAUAAGGAAUUUUCAGUCUGCCUCUCUUACCCGCCAAUUGUCAUUGUGCCCAAAUCCAUUGAUGAUGAAGCUCUUCGGAAGGUAGCUACAUUUCGACAUGGAGGACGCUUCCCCGUACUCAGCUAUUACCACAAAAAAAAUGGAAUGGUAAUUAUGCGAAGUGGUCAGCCACUGACUGGCACAAAUGGGAGACGGUGCAAAGAAGAUGAGAAGCUGAUAAAUGCCACCCUUAGAGCAGGAAAGCGUGGCUACAUCAUUGAUACCCGAUCUCUUAAUGUAGCUCAGCAAGCUAGAGCUAAAGGCGGUGGCUUUGAACAAGAGGCGCAUUAUCCCCAGUGGAGGCGGAUUCAUAAGUCCAUUGAGAGGUAUCACAUUCUUCAGGAGAGCUUAAUCAAACUGGUGGAAGCUUGUAAUGACCAAACACAUAACAUGGACCGAUGGCUCAGUAAAUUGGAGGCCUCAAACUGGCUGACUCACAUCAAAGAGAUUCUGACAACUGCCUGUCUAGCAGCUCAGUGUAUUGACAGGGAAGGAGCAUCCAUACUGAUUCAUGGAACAGAAGGUACUGAUUCCACACUUCAGGUUACCUCCCUGGCUCAGAUCAUCUUGGAACCAAGAAGCAGAACCAUCCGUGGUUUUGAGGCCCUGAUAGAAAGAGAGUGGCUACAGGCUGGUCACCCAUUCCAACAGCGCUGUGCACAGUCAGCCUAUUGUAAUAGCAAGCAGAAGUGGGAGUCACCUGUAUUUCUUCUCUUCUUGGACUGUGUGUGGCAGAUUCUUCGUCAGUUCCCUUGUUCUUUUGAAUUUAAUGAGAAUUUCCUCAUCAUGCUCUUUGAGCAUACUUAUGCCUCACAGUUUGGAACAUUUCUGGGCAACAAUGAAAGUGAAAGAUGUAAGUUGAAGCUACAGCAGAAAACGAUGUCUCUGUGGUCUUGGGUCAAUCGACCCAGUGAACUGAGUAAAUUCACCAACCCUCUCUUUGAAGCCAACAAUCUUGUCAUCUGGCCUUCGGUUGCUCCACAGAGUCUUCAGCUCUGGGAAGGUAUUUUCCUACGUUGGAACAGAUCCUCCAAGUAUUUGGAUGAAGCAUAUGAAGAAAUGGUUAACAUCAUUGACUAUAAUAAGGAAUUACAAGCAAAAGUAAAUAUCCUUAGGAGGCAGUUGGCAGAACUGGAAACUGAAGAUGGGAUACAGGAGAGUCCCUAAAAGAUAUCCCCACACCGUGUAAGGACAUUCUCACACCACUUCUCUUGCCCUUCAGCUCACUUUUACACAGUAGCCUUGAACUUAAGGCUUAGAUGUGAGAACCCUUUAAUGUAAUGGAUUUCUCAAUAUUUUAUGAACAAAACUUAUUAUAAUUACUCAUGUUUCAUGUGGCCAGUUAGGCCUCUUCACUUCGGGAGCAGGAAGGAGGUGCUAGUCAUUUUAUUUUAGGUGAAUCAGGUGACUUAUGUAAUGCCAUUUUGUGUUAUAUGCCAUUUCAUUAUAAGCUUUUCUUUGUAUCCACUUUCCAAACAGUGCUCCAGACCAGUCAAGGAUAUGAUUAAUCUCUUUGGGGAACAUUUGUCAGUUUAAAAAAGGAUCAGACAUUUAAACACUUUGAAUAUAAAAAUAUUUUUCAAAACUGAAGUGGUGGAUAAACCAAGAAUUUUAUGUUUAACAUGUCAUUGCCAAUACCUGUGCCGUUCUCUUUAAAAUAGUUUUGGACCAUCAAGCUGAAUUCAUUCUCAUUCUGGUUUGUCAAGAAAUUCUGAGUAGUUAUUCAAGGUAAAUUAUUUUUACAAGGGUAACAGGUAUAGUCCUCUGAUAUUUACAUUUUAACAGUAGACACUAAAAGUAUGUGCAAUAUAGAAAUGUCUAGGAAUUUGUUACUGAUGUGGUGUUGUUACUGUUGAAUUGGUCUUUCGGGUUUUUGACCGUACAUAUUAAAUGUGUAUCAGAUGCUGGAUGUAACAUUAAAUCAUCAUUUAUAAUAGAUGUUAAUUUGUAAUAACUAAGCUACAAAUAUGGUUUCUUUGAACCAGAGAUGCACUGCCCUUGUCUGAAAUUCUUAUUGCACUGGUUUAUGUAUGUAUGUGUAUGUUUUAUUGUGUUUUAUUAAGUAUUCUAAGAGUUUACUAAUACUAAGGUUACAACUUUCAUGUUGGCUUCAGCCUUUUGAAAAUUCAUCUCGAUUCUGCUGAUUUGUCCAUUAUAUGUUAGGCAAAUAUAAUUUAAGUGGAGGUGAAAGUUUAUGAACGUGAUGCAGCUAUGUUUUAAACGUCAAAAACAGAUUUGAAAUGUUUCAAUGCUAUAGAAACAGUGAUGACUGUAUUAAUGCUAUGCUAGUUUAUGCCACAACUCUGAAAUUUUGCAGCUCAGUGCUUUCCACGUACGUUUCUGUUUUGUGGCACUCCUCAUUUUAACAAACACUAUCAAUUUUAGUUAUCCUUUAAAAUGAUAGUUGAAGAGUAAUCAUUAAUACCAUUUCCGCUCCAUCUGUAUAUAACCAUUUCAGUGUAAAACACACUCAAACUGAACCUUGCUUUUAGAGCUUUGUAUUGAGCUAAAAAUGUAAUUUUAAAAAAUUGACUCUAUCAAAAUCUAUGGCCACAUUCGGAAGCCUUAGAAAGUGGCAAAUUCUUUCUAUCUCGUUGCCCAAGUUUCAUCUCUUUUCUGUUUCCUGAGACUUGUACCGAAAGGCUGGACAAUUCGUAUUCAGAACUCUCUUUUGGUAGAUUUGUCUGCCUUUUCCUCUAAGCUCAGUUUUAUUCUUGACUUAUUUUCUUGGCUAUAGUUAUGAAUCUCAGGGCAUUAAAGCCCUCACCAAAAGGCUAAGGCAAGGAGCAAAGGAGAUGUACUUUCUUGCUAUAGAUAUCUCUGUAUUAUGUGAAACAUCUAUAUAUUUUUUUAUAACAGGAAACACCCUAGCUUUGUUAUGGUCCCUCAAAAUUGCUUGCUGCAUUUAUUUCACACAGCUGACCUUUUUGUUUUCUCCUAAUUUUGUCUCAAGACUAGAUGUGAAGAAGGAGCCUUUGUCUUCUCGGUUAAUGGACCCAUAAGGAAAACCAUAUAGAAAUUUUUUUUUUUUAGUGAUUCUUUAAAAGUGACUUUCCACUGGUGAUAUUGAUUGGCCGUAGGGCUUCUGUGGGUGGAAACUUUGGAGGGAGAUUUUAUCAGGUUUGUUCACAGAUAAAUUGUAUGCCAUCAUUUAUACUUAUCUUCCUGAUGAACAGUUUAUAUGCUGACCAGACAGAGUACAAUAGCGUAGUGUUUCAGUUUCUUUUUAUUUCUCUUAUUGAGACAGCAAUCUUAAGCUGUUUGGACAAGUUUGCAUUUUAGUAUUAAUUUAUAAUCAGGGAUUGUCCAAACCUCAGUUCUGAUUAUAGUUUGUAAAAACAAACUUUGGUAUCAGUGCACUUUCAAAGGGGUCAUCUAAAAUGCAAAUAUUAAGGUUUUCCCAAACUUGAGAACUCUGUCAAAAACAAGUGCUUCAUCAGUAUAACUUGAAGAGGGUUUUCAGUAAUACUAUUAAGUUACCUGUCCCUUGGAUGAGAAGACUACAUGCAAUAGAUAUCCUAGUAAGAAGAUAUUUGUUAAACAUUAAUUUGGAGAAUUGUCUUUGAUAAAUGUGCUUUAAAAACUUUAAUGAAGAGCAUGGUGGCAGAAUUAGUGAGCAAGAAAAUUGCCCCAUAGGAGCCAAUAAUAAUCAAGUGAGAUAUACUCAAGUUCUUGUAUAUUAGGCAUCUUCCAAGUAUUCAUUUACAGUGAACACUGGUUUACAUUUUUGGGAUGCAAAAAGUAUGCCCCAAACAGAAUAUUUUAAAAAUAAAAAGGAUUGCUACAGCCCUCUAUCAGCAAUAUAUAGAUCUUUAGAUUGAAAUUAAUUUUUUUAAUCAAAAGAACAUGAUUGAUAAUAUAAAAAUGCUGACAUUUCUUGGGUGGUAAUACUUAGGUAAAUAUUUGGUCAAAAUUUUCCAUUCCAAUUUUAUUAAAUGGAAGAAAACAAGCAGGAAUUGUAAAAUCUAAUAGGUUUAAAACAAUCUAUAAAUGUGUUUUAUUUCUAAGGAAAAUUGUUGAAGCAAGAUUUUAAAUCCUGCUUUCCCCAAGGUUUUGGAGAAAACUUUGGAAGACAAUAGAUAGUCAUUCAGAUACCAUAUGGGAAAUUUAAAAACUUUUCUUUGAAUUCUGAAACGUCAUUUACAGAAGUGAUAUGCCAUUACUUUUCAUUUUAAAGGAUGAAAAUUAGUGAGAUUUUAGUCUUUGAUUCAGUUAGUAUUUAUGUUAAAUAAAAAAAUCAAUAUCAUGGAAAAGAUUUGCCCAGUAGUUGUCUCAUGCAGUGAAAAAUAAGAAUGUUUUGCUGCAUUUUUAAAAAUCUGGUUAAAGAUGUAACUUUUCUAGUCAAUCUGGUUUCAGGAUUAGCUAUUUUAACUAUAAGUCUUAACGAGGGCAUCAAGUUCACUUAUUAUCAGACCUUAACCUGAGCAAAAGUUUGGGUAUUUACCCAUAUCCGAAUUUAAUGAGUGAAAACUGUAUUGAGAGUAUUAUGAGCACUCUUUACCAGAAAAUUAUUUCCUAGACCAAAAAAAAGGCAAUUUGUAGAAUAGUUGAUUCCCUGUUCUGGCAGCUUUGAAAUUUACCAGAGAAUGAAGUCAUUCCGUACAUCGAAUACAGGUUUAUGCUAUACCUCAAGACAACGUAGAUUAGUUAUUUUUUUAUUCUUUAACAUGUCAGAUUUUUUUCCCCUCCAGAGCUGAUUCUAAGUUAUUACCAGAUAGUAUUUUUAUGUAAUUCACCAUCUUAACCAAAAACAUUAAAAGACUGAUUUCUCCAUUUAUUAUUUAUUCUCAGAUGAUAUGAAAUGCUAAUUUUCUUACAAUAUCAGUUUUCUACUUUUUAUUUUAUUGAAGAAAAGUAAUUUUACCUUCACUCAGUCUUUAUGAUCUAGUGUCCACAGCAUCUUCCUUUAAACCAACAGCCCAGUGGAGACCCUCUGAAACUGUAUAACUCGAUUUUAGACAGUCUGAACUUGUUAUCUAAAUUCUCUCUAAGAAAUCCAAUGUCGUGUUUUUGAACUACACUGUGGAACUGUAGUUUGUGCUUAAUUUACUGAAAGAUAGGCUCACAGUAGACACUACUUUGUCCUGAAUAAUAAUUCCUGAUGAGAGCUUACUGACUUUUAGUCUUUCCUUAAACUAUCUGUGAGUAUACAGAUUAACUGUAUUUGUGAUUUGUAAUUAAAACAAGUUACAGAACACUGCCUGUGUCUGUCUACCCAAGAUAUUUGUUUCACUUUUAAAAUGCACAUAUCUUUGGAGAGGUGGAUUAUUCUACACAAAUACACCCUGAGUUCUGUUGUUUAGAAUACUUAUAGCUCUAUUACCACCUACCCUAAAAAUGUACUUGCACAACUUAGUUACUUAAAAAAAAGAAUAUGUAUUUCUUCAAUAGUGGGUAUUUGAAUUGUACUCUUGAUAUAUUUGAAUGUGACUCUUGGAAUUAAGUGCACUAUUAUUCAUGUCUUACACAAUAAAAUUGCACUGUAUGGCAAAUGUGUCUAUAAUGUAUGCUUUGCUCAGAGUGCUGUAAUGUACAGGUUUCUAUAUUGUGAACCUGUCUAUAGUCUUUGGGAAAAAUACUAAACUUUUGUAGAUGUGUUUAACAUUUUUAAUAUUAUUUAUGAUGUUCCCUAAAUGAUAAGUUCAGGUAUGUCCUAAAACUGGAAUCAUUCAUCUUGAGUUGGCUGCUUUUUCAAGCUUGGUUUAUCAAAUCAAGAAACAACCUUUUUCGAACAUAGUACUGUUAUCUUAGUUUGCAAGAUUUAUGGGUGGUGUUCUCCCUCUGCCUCCUAUGACUGUUGCACAGAUGCUAGUGUUCAAUUUCUAUAGACAAUGGUAAUAAAAUAUGAAUAUAUUCAAAUGCUGGUAAA
Messenger RNA from Pteropus alecto (black flying fox), 6589 nucleotides. RefSeq names its product myotubularin related protein 9 (gene MTMR9). Bases 238 to 1887 code for a protein of 549 amino acids. The transcript is spliced from 10 exons. NCBI's taxonomy places the organism in Eukaryota, Metazoa, Chordata, Mammalia, Chiroptera, Pteropodidae. The record is from RefSeq and is a predicted model, not a curated record. Gene Ontology annotation, biological process: negative regulation of autophagy.